AAAAUUGAAAAUAAUUAGUUACGUAAAACGAUAUAAACCCGACGUACCGUUUUAAGACAAAUAAGAAUAGGAAGAAAAAAUAAUUUUAACGUUAUUUUUGCGCAGAAUCGUCAUUGCUAAGUUUUAAUGUACCGUGGAAUAUUAUAAUCAAUAUUAUAUCAAUUUUAUUCAAAUAAUAAGAAUUUGAAUCGGAAACUAUUAUCAAGAAAAAAAUGAAGAUUUAUCAAUUCUGGCGGAAAAUUAUUAUUCUUUUUAUGCUUUUAUGGAUUUAUUUGCUAUUGGUGGCUAUUAAUCGAAAACAACAACAAGCAAAUGAUAUCUUAGAAGAAAAUCUAAGAGAAAAGUUAACCAAUGUUUUUUUAGAGGUCGAACAUCUGCAUAAAAAUAAUGUUGAACUAAAACAACAAAUUAUCGGCUUAACUAAAAAACUGAAAAUCUUCAAAAAUAGUAAAUCAAAACAAAAAAAUUUAAACGAACCGUCUAAAGAUUAUGAACUUCUACGUCGCCGCAUUUAUUCCAACAUGAAGGAGUUUUGGUACUACAUCAGUUUUGAACUGCGAUUAUUGGCGACAUCGGUCAAAAAUAAAUUACCGUUUAUAAUGAAUAUGAAAACAAAUAUUGACGAACACUAUAGAUCGUUAUUGAAUGACAUUGAUAAACUGACCAAAGUCGAUGGCUAUGCACAGUGGAGACGAAAAGAAUACAUCUAUUUGAGUACUCUAGUCAAAAAAAGGAUAAAAAUUUUACAAAAUCCGCAAGACUGUUCCAAAGCGAAAAAACUUGCAUGCAACUUAAUCUCAGACCAUCGGUCGUGUGGAUAUGGUUGUCGCCUACACCAUCUCGUCAAUUGCAUGGUUGUAGCAUACGCUACCAAAAGGACUUUGGUCCUAGACAAUCCCCAUAAUUGGGGGUUCAGUAUUGAUGGAUUUACAUCGCUGUUUUUCCCGCUAAGCAAUUUAUGCACGUCAAUAAACAAAAACGAAACAAUUUUGCCUUGGCCAGGUGAUGAAAGUGUUCAAGUGGUGAAUCUUAGUCUUCCCAUCACAAAGCUUGGUGGCCCAAAUCGUGAGCAAAAACCACAGCUAACGCUGUUUAAUCCGCUAAUACUGCCCGAAGACUUGAGCCAUAGAUUAAACGUCUUGCACGGCGAUCCUGCCGUCUGGUGGAUAGGUCAAUUCGUCAAGUAUAUUAUCCGGCCGAAAUUAUCGACUAUUGACAUUUUUGAAAACUACGAAAACUUUUUCGGAUUCAGUGGGCCAGUUGUCGGCGUGCACAUCAGACGAACCAACAAAAGUCCAUUUCAUACACUAGAAGAAUACAUGUACCACGUCGAAGAGUAUUACAAGCUACAAGAAUCAAAUGGCAUAAUUAACACCAAAAAAAUAUAUUUAGCUACAGACGACCCAAAGUUAUAUAAUGAAGCUUAUAACAAGUAUCCUGAAUACCAAAUACUAGGUAACGCAGAAUUAUCAGAAGCUGGGUCCGUAAGAUUCCGAGAGUUGGACAAUUCUAUUAUGAAUAUCAACAUUAAUAUAUAUUUUUUAUCUCGGUGUGACUAUUUAGUUUGCACUUUCUCAUCACAUGUAUGCCGAUUGGCUUAUGAAUUAAUGAAUGGUAUCAAAUUUGAAGAUGCAUCGGCUCAGUUUACUUCGCUAGAUGACGUAUAUUAUUUUAACAACCAAAUUCGUAGACUGAAUGUUGCUGUAUUGCCUCAUAAAGCAAACGGACCGCAAAAGAUGGAUCUACAAGUGGGUGACGAGAUCGAAGUUAUUAAAAAUCAAUGGAAUGGUUAUUCAAAGGGAACAAAUUUGAGAACAAACAAAUCUCUUCUGUAUCCUACUUUUAAGGUAACUCAAAAAAUCGAAAUUAUGUCGUUUCCCAGUUAUCCUGAUAUUAAAAUAAGCGCCGAAGAAUUAGAAGAAUAAUUACAUUCAUAUAUUAUACUAAUAUUUAUUAAAACAUUAUAAUAUAACUUAUGAACAUUGUAAUAACGAUUGAUGAACUGAAAUACAAAACAUAGAUAAAA
Molecule: messenger RNA, 2026 nt
Organism: Rhopalosiphum maidis (corn leaf aphid)
Lineage: Eukaryota; Metazoa; Arthropoda; Insecta; Hemiptera; Aphididae
Product: alpha-(1,6)-fucosyltransferase-like
Exons: 10
Coding region: 213-1925 (570 amino acids)
Biological process (GO): protein N-linked glycosylation
Molecular function (GO): protein binding; alpha-(1->6)-fucosyltransferase activity
Source: RefSeq, a predicted model, not a curated record